Messenger RNA from Eublepharis macularius, 372 nucleotides. It is a transcript of the gene UTS2, whose product is annotated as urotensin 2. Gene Ontology annotation, cellular component: extracellular region. The record is from RefSeq and is a predicted model, not a curated record. Lineage: Eukaryota; Metazoa; Chordata; Lepidosauria; Squamata; Eublepharidae. Bases 1 to 372 code for a protein of 123 amino acids. Gene Ontology annotation, molecular function: hormone activity. The transcript has 4 exons. Gene Ontology annotation, biological process: blood vessel diameter maintenance; regulation of blood pressure.
AUGGAGAAGCUGGGAUGGAGCUGUUUCUUUCUGGUCAGUCUGUCCGGGCCCCUCUGGGCUGUCCCUGUGGCUAGCUCCAGUGACCUCUCCUACUGGAUCUCAGCAGUCAAUGAAGAUACAGGGUUAAAUUUGGAGGCGCUGAACAGCAGGAAUCGGGGCUCCCUUAGACAGAUUCUUCCAAGGUUACUUGGAGCACAGGUGGACAAUCAACCCAGUAAAUCUGGUUUAGGACACAACAGCUUCACCCCAAGAGAAAAUGUCAAAGAGGCUCUCUUUGGAAACUUCCCCAGGACUGCUUUGCUAAACCGCUUACUGACCAAGGACAAGAAACGGAGCAGCCUCUCUGAAUGCUUCUGGAAAUACUGUGUGUAA